CCCAUUAUUCCUGCUGCUAUUCUGCCUGGAUCCUAAAAACACACCCCUAUGUCUAGGAUCACCUGCGCAGGUAUUAACUAGUUUCUUUUAAAGCCUGUCCAAACUUGUUGGAGUAAAAAUAACAAUCCGUGAACCUUUGGACUAACUCUGUUGAGAAAAAAAAUAUCUGCAACACCUGCAAGUGAAAGUAAAUGCUUCAAACGGAGAUUUUUCUGCUCUUCUGAAAUGGCUCGUCGGUAUUUCUUGACUUAUUUCACCCUCACCUCAUGCCUAGUUGCAGGACAGUCUCCAGAAUAUGCACUGCAGGGGGGGGGAGGUGUCCUUAAAGCCAGACGUCACUGGACACCCUGAUGGAAUUCUGUGGAAACAUAAAGGCAACAAAGUGGUAGAGUUUAAUGGCAAUGAGCAACAGGUCUACAAACCAUUUGAAAACAGGAUCACUGUUGACUGGGUCUCUGCAGCUAUCCAAAUUACUGACCUCAGGUUUGAAGACAGCGGAGAGUAUGAGUUGGAACUAGAAUUUAACAAAAAAUGGCACAGUUUUUUUUAUCAAUUGGAAGUCAUUGACAAGAUCGCCAAGCCCACCAUAUCCUGUGAGAUAAACGAUGACAGCAUCGGUAACAUCUCUGGAAAGCUGCUGUGCUCUGCAGAGCCUGGAAGACUUCAAACCGUAAAGAAGUUGGAGUGGAGAUCUCAUGGAAGCGUGCAGCCUGGCCCGGAGUUUAACAUUCCUCUGGGGGGUGAACAUAAUGAGGAAGAGUACAGUUGUACAGUCAGCAACCCUCGGAGUAGUGGAACAGCUACAUUCACUGCAAAGGAUUGCUACCCAGUAAAAAGCUCAUCUGUAGGACUGACUGCCGGCCUUGUCAGUGUCUGUAUUCUGCUCCUUGUGGCUGUUCUGGGCAUAGUUUGGUUCUGCAAACUACGCCAUAAAGCAUGUUUCGCUAAAGAUGAUCCUGAAAAACAGUCACCAGUUGUACCAAAAAAAGGUGUUUUAGGGAAAGAUGAGAAGAAAGCAGAGCGUUCUGAAAGAAAGUAUGGUAUUCCUAACAGAGAAUCCACACUACGCUCUAACCAGCCUCUUCGCAAUUUGAAUCAAGCUAUUUCAGGGGAAGAUAAGAAGAAAGCAGAUCGUUCUGAAGAAGAGCGUCUUCUUCAUCACAGUGAUACCACACUACCCUCUAACCAGUCUCUCCAUUUUAAUCAAGAUCAUAAUAUCGAUGAUCAAGAAGCUGAUACGCCACAAAAAGGGGGCACCAAAGAGCUCAUAAGAUACCAUGAACAAAACAAUUCUGGACAUAUCUACGGAUCACAGAGGGGAAGUAAGAAAACUGCGUGUCCUCGUUCUCCUCAGCCGGCCUUUUCUCAGGAUCAAAAUAAUCUUGGAGAUGAAGAUGCAGACAGAGAGCAUCUAGAAGAAAAAAUCCAACUUGGUAAAGCCACAAACUCUGAGGAGGCAGAACCAAACCCCGCUGGUGUGUCGGACGUCCCGAGUGAGGAGACGCAGUCUGACCUGGAACCCUCCGUUCCCGAACAGACAGAAAAGAACAGUGUGUCUCCUCCUUCCCCUACACAUAGUGGGUCAGCUUCUUCUCCAGAUCUGAAUAAUCUAGGAGAUGAAGAUGCAGACCAGAACAGAGAGAAUCUAGAGAGAGAAAUUCCACAGGGUAAACUCACAGACUCUGAGAAGGCAGGACCAGACCCAGCUGAUCUGUCGGACGUCCUGAGUGAGGAAUCCUCCGUUCCUGAACAGACAGAAAAGAACACUGAAGAGCAUGAGAAAACUGCGUCUCCUCCUUCCCCUCGGCAUAAUGAGUCACCUUCUCUGGGUCAGAGUAAUGUUGGAGCUGAAGAUGCAGACCAGCGCAGAAAGCUUGCAGAGGGAGAAACCCCACAGGUCCACAACUCAGACUCUGAGAAAGAAAAUCUAGACACAGCUGGUGUGAUGGACGUCCCAAGUGAGGAGACGCAGUCUGACCUGGAAUCCUCUAUCGUUCCUGAGCAGCCAGAAAAGAACACUGACCAGCAUGAGAAAACUGCGUCUCCUCCUUCCCCUACACAUAGUGGGUCAGCUUCUUCUCUGGAUCAAAGUAAUGUUGAAGAUGAAGAUGCAGACCAGCACAAAGGGCUUGCAGAUGAUAAAAUCCCACAGUGUGACCCCUCAGACUCCGAGAAGGCAGAUCCAGAGUCAGCUGAUGUGUCGGACGUCCCGAGUGAGGAGAGCCGGUCUGACAUGGAAUCCUCCGUUACUGAACACACAGGAAAUACCACUGAUGAGCAUGAGAAAACUAUGUCUCCUCCUUUCCCUCAAAAUAAUCUUGAAGCUGAAGAUGCAGACCAGCACAGAGAGUUUGCAGACGAAGAAACCCCACAGGUCGACAACUCAGACUCUGAGAAAGAAGAUCCAGACCCAGCUGUUGUGACGGACGUCUCGAGUGAGGAGACGCUGUCUGACCUGGAAUCCUCCGUUCCUGAACACACAGGUUUGGAAACUACAACGUUUGAGCUUGAUUCAGAUAAUCACAGAGAGCCAGAGAAGAAAGACGAUAAGGCUGAGGAAAUGCAGUCUGCUCCUGCCAACGCUGAGACUUGUUCUCCUGCUCAGCCACCCGAGGACAGUACUUUUGGACACAAAGAAACUAAUGAGAAGAAUGUCAGAGAGUCUGACUCAUCUGGUGAGGAGGAAAGAAAUGAAUCAGACGACUCUACCGAAGACGAACAUUCGCCCACCCUUCCUGAACACAAAGGGUUAGAAACAACACAUGAGCAAGAUUUAAAAGCCGCAGAAGAAGAAACACACUCAAGCCAAGACAAAAAGCAAGAGGUCAGUGAAACAGUCAAACCGGUUUCCGAAGAUGGAAAUAAAACAGAAAGUGUAGGCGACUGUAAAGAAACAGAUAAGGAACCAGAUCUGUAUUUAGCCACCUCCCAGCAAUCUCAGAGCCCCACACCUAGCAAUACCUUUCAAGAGACUCCAGACACUGCAGGAGCACAGCCAGAUCAAGAAGAAGAGGAACAACAAGGCCAUGAUAAGUCUAAGGUGCAGUCAGAUAAAGAUAAGGGUGAUGUUGUUGAAGAUAAACAUGAGGUCGAGUGUGGCCGUAAAGAGGAAAAGCCAGGCAAUGAAAGCCUUAGUGAGGAUGAUGAAGAAGAACAAAAGAAAGAUAAAGUUGUUGCUUAGGCCUUCAGGCAACUUGGCAAAUAUGAAAGGUAGAAUUCAAGAUGGAAGUUGAUAAUAAAAGUGCAGGUGUAAACACAACACAUCAGCAGGACAUGAGAUCAAUACAACGAUUUAAAGGUAGAGUUCAAGGACUAUUUAGGAAUUUAUAGACAGUCAAAAUGUAGAGAAAUACCUGCUGUGGUAUUGCAGAAAGAAAUUGAAAAGAUGGACAUACAGCAGGAAAAGAAGCAGACAAUUAGCAAGGGGUUGAUUCAAAAUAUCAAAAUGAAAUCAGUAAUGCCAUUAUUCUAUCUCCGUAACAUGCAGUGGACAACAGAGAUAACCAUCUCUCAAAGAGCUGGCAUGCUCCUGAAAUGACUUUAUAUUAUUUACAUGUUUACUUGGCAGUGUGCAGGAGGUGAUAGGGCAGAGCACCAGGGUGUAAAACUAACACAUUUGUUGCUUCCUUUUUAAGAUAACCCUACUUCUCUUAUUUGUAACUAUAAAGUUAUUUGAAAUAUUAUUCAACAAGUGUUAGAUUAACAGCUGCAUUGUUUUUUCAAUUGUUUUAAUUGUUUGUCUUUUUAAACGAUAUAACUUAUCCACUAAUAACUCUACAUAAUAUGUUUAAUUUAUGUUUAUAAAUAAGAAUUUAGAACUCUAAUCAAUUUAACAGCACUAAUCUUGUAAAUGUUAUAUUGUGACCUUGGAAACAUUUGUAGUUGAUUGUGCAGAGACUGUGACGUGCUCACACAAUAGAUAUUUGCCAUUUUUUAAAUCUUAAAGCUUUAAUGAAGGUGUUGUAGGGGAGUAAAAUCAUCAAACACAAUAAAUAAUUUGUCUGGAUUUAUAAUGGACAAUAUAUGUGUUUACGAUACUGUAAGCAUAUAACAAUAGAAAAUACAUAUUUGACCUUUCCUCCAAGUAUUUAUAACGUUUCAUGUAUUAAUUUAUUUGUAUUGAGACCAGCUUAUCACUGCUAAUAUUUGAAGUGUUUUGGAGCUCAGGGUAUAUUUCACAUUAUUAACUUUUAAUGAUUUAUAGAAUAUUUCCAUGCAUGACACUUAGAUUUGUUUACAAUGUGUUUUUUACCUUUCUAACGCUUGAGUUUUUGCUGAUGAUAUUGUUUUAGAAAUGUUUCACUGUCCUGGUUAGUAAAGGCAUUUGAAUUUUUAAAUAAAAGCUCAGAUUCUACAGUU
Molecule: messenger RNA, 4359 nt
Organism: Gymnodraco acuticeps
Lineage: Eukaryota; Metazoa; Chordata; Actinopteri; Perciformes; Bathydraconidae
Gene: cd58
Product: CD58 molecule
Exons: 15
Coding region: 296-3181 (961 amino acids)
Source: RefSeq, a predicted model, not a curated record